ACCCCCCCCCAAUUACAUACCUUCCUAUUCUCUCUUACAAAUUACAAUCAAAAUUAAAGCAAAUGGAAUUCACCAGUUUAGUUGAUACUUCUUUGGAUUUGAACUUUAGACCUCUUCGAGUUUCCGAUGAAUUACCGAAACAGGAAGUUGAGAGUAAUUUCAUUGGACUUGGAAGAGAUCCCGUACUACCUAUCAAAGAUGAGACAGGCAAUUUAAUGGAGGAACUAAAUAGAGUAAAUGCUGAAAAUAAGAAAUUGACGGAGAUGCUUACAGUUAUGUGCCAGAAUUACAAUUCAUUGAGAAAUCAAUUGACGGAAUAUUUGAGCAAGCAGAAUAGUAGUACUAGUGGAGCUGAUCAGGAUCAGAACAGCGAUGGAUCGAAGAAAAGAAAAGUUGAAAACAAUAAUAAUAAUAAUGAAAUUGUGAAAUCGUCAGUUCAAGUGUUGAAUUCAGAGAGCAGUUCAAGUGAUGAAGAUUCAUCUUCAAAGAAACCAAGAGAAGAACACAUUAAAACUAAGACUUCUAGAGUUUAUAUGAGAACUGAACCAUCUGAUACUUCUCUUAUAGUGAAAGAUGGAUAUCAAUGGAGGAAAUAUGGACAGAAAGUAACAAGAGACAACCCAUCUCCAAGAGCUUAUUUCAAGUGCUCUUUUGCUCCUACCUGCCCCGUUAAAAAAAAGGUUCAAAGAAGCGUGGAAGACCAAUCGAUUCUAGUAGCAACCUAUGAAGGAGAACACAACCAUUCUAAAGUGGAUACUGUUACAACAACUUCCCCUUCUAGCCGUUUCAACCCAAAAAACAAUGUUUCGGGUAAUUAUACUGCUUCAGUAAUGCCAAGUUCCACUACUAAUAUCAUCAACACAUCAGGACCAAAACCAAUGUUAACUCUUGAUUUGGCUGAACCAAAAACAUUACAAAAUGAUGUCAAAAAAGUGAACAGCAAUACAAGUACAAGUGGUCACAAGCGUACAUCACCAGGAAAUGAUCAUCAACAACACCAAAAUAGACCAGAGUUUCAACAUUUCUUGAUAGAACAAAUGGCUUCAUCAUUGACUAAAGAUCCAAGUUUUCAAGCGGCCUUAGCCGCCGCCAUAUCAGGAAAAUUCUUGCAAAAUAAUAAUAACACUAAGGAUAAAUGAAUAAUUAAAACGAAAAUUAUGUCUCACAUUGAAAUGUUGCAGAGAAAGACAGGCAGCCACUAGGACAUGCUGUAUAUAGUGUUUACUAUAAUUGUCUUUUUUUUUUGGAGAACAGUAGGCAGUAGGUUGGACUAGUAAGUGCACGUGGAAAUGGAAUGUGCCAAUUUUCUAUAGCAGCCUAUAUUAGUUAGGUCUCAAUUUGCGCCUUUCAGUCUCACAAGAUUGAGACUUUUGGUGGGUCUUAAAUUAAAUUGUUGAAUUUGCUCAAAUAAAUAUUUAAUAAUUUGA
Solanum verrucosum is the source of this 1427-nucleotide messenger RNA. RefSeq names its product probable WRKY transcription factor 60. The transcript has 5 exons. Gene Ontology annotation, biological process: regulation of DNA-templated transcription. Bases 63 to 1139 code for a protein of 358 amino acids. The record is from RefSeq and is a predicted model, not a curated record. Lineage: Eukaryota; Viridiplantae; Streptophyta; Magnoliopsida; Solanales; Solanaceae. Gene Ontology annotation, molecular function: DNA-binding transcription factor activity; sequence-specific DNA binding.